Ostertagia ostertagi is the source of this 564-nucleotide messenger RNA. The record is from the annotation of a GenBank genome assembly. Lineage: Eukaryota; Metazoa; Nematoda; Chromadorea; Rhabditida; Trichostrongylidae.
AUGAAGCAUGCCCUGUUUUCAGAACAACAACUCGGGGAAAGCUCUACUCGCUCGAUGAUACUUCAAGAAGAAAUGGACUACUAUAGUCGGAGACCUCGCCUCGGACGAUUCGAGCCUGGCCACUUCACUACGCCUACACGGCUGAGGAUCGAGUGCCGCUCAGAAGGAGGCGACAAGAACAUGCUUGCCACAAAUACCUCUGGCAGGAUGUGGAAAUUUGGAAAAUCCGGAAGUAGUCCAAUAGCCACUUGCGAAUUAGACUCGAGAUUUUGUGAGGUACCGGGUCACAUGAGGUGCAUGGACAAUGUAGUCUGCGACAUCGCGGAUGACUGUCCGAACGGAAAGGACGAAGAAUCAUGUGACGAUCAGCCCCUGGGAGCUAGAUGUGAUUUUGAUAACGAGAAGUCGUUCUGUGAUGGGUGGACAAUGUUAACGCUUGAGCAAGCAAAGCCUAUCACCGAACAUCUGCUUCAAGUCAAGCGACCAAUGGGAAAUGUUGGACCAAUCCAUACUUCCCCGGCCUGGAGGAGGUACAUACCUUCUCAUAUUCAUUUCAACAAGUGA